AUGGAGGUCAUGCAGGUGCUAUUAGGUUUUUGUUGGAACAAGGGGCUGAUCCCAACAGUGUUGGUCAAUUCAAAAGAACUCCCCUAUAUAGGGCAUCAUUUGGUGGUCAUCUAGAGGCUGUACUGGUAAGGUGAAGUAAUGGUAAGAGAGCUAUGAAAUAUCAAAUUUACGAUUUACAUAAAAAAGCAAUGGAGUCAUUCAUUAUCUAAAAAAUAUGAGAAAAAUCAAUUUUUUUGGAAACUAACAUUUCGUAUCUGUCAACUUUUUUAUGAAAUAUCUAUUAAUUUUUCAAUGUUAAAAUGAUGCUCUGCAGAUAUUAUUGGAAAAUGGAGCUGAUCCUAGAAUUUAUGCUGCAGAUAACGAAAAUCCUAUUGAGGUAAUUCAUGUCUUAAAGUAUCAAAUUUUAACAUAAAUAUAUUUUUAAAAUAUAUGUUAAAAUUAAACAAAAUUUGCAAGAUAAAUGUAAAAUUGUAAAAUAUCUUAUUCGAUGAGGAUAAUUUUUAAACUACAUCAAGCCUAAGCAGAUGGAAUCUAGUUUAAUACCUUCCACUAGAUAGCAUCGACUCCAGCUGUAAAGGAGGUGCUAGAGAGCUGGGACAUGAGCCGUACAGAAGCUGUUCUCAAAAAGAUUCAAGCUGCCAAAGAUAAGAGGUCGCAAGAGGAUAAAGCAAGGAGAGAAGCAGAGACAAACAAGUAAAAAAAAAAAGCUAAAAUUUUAAAAUAUCAAAUUGCUUUGUAUUUCCAUUAAUGUAACAUUUUUAUUGUUGAUGCAAAAUAAGUAACUAUAAUUUGUAGAGACAGCAGCAAAGUCAAGAUUAAGUUGACCCAAUAUUUAUUAAAGAUCCCAAAUUUGAUGUUGCAGACUGGAGAAUGUUGUCGCUGCUGCUGAGAAAGAGUUUGAAACAAAACAAAAACAGGUCAGAAUUUUUACAAUUUCAAUGGUUUGACACAUUUUAGCCACUUUUUAAUGGAUUUAUUAAACUUUCUUAUUUCUAUCAAUAGAAUUAAGUAUUCUGCACAUAAAAUAAAGCUUUUUUUUUUGGUUUGUCACUGGAUUACAAAAAUUAUGUUUUAGCUGGAGUAUGCAUACUGUGAGCUGAACAAAAGAAUUCAUGAACAUGAUACGUGUAUGGCACAAGGGUUUGCUAAACCUGAGUUAACUGUACAGGUAAUGGGCAUUCAUUAUAAAAUCUUAACUAGCUCUACAUUUGAAAGUUGUAGAGACUUGCCUAACUUCCAUAAAUUUUAUUUCUCUUGUCAUAAUUUGUAAAACAUUUAUUUUAUGUCCUUGAAAAUCAAUUUUUGUUAUGUGUAACGUUUUACACGAUUUUCCCGUGCGUGAACUUUCCUUGACCUUAAAUUAGAUUCUUAAGCAGACGCUCGCUUCAUAAAUGGGCGUGGCCUAUUCGUUUGAUGUAUCUUGUUGACUACCGCCUUUCCAAUUAAACCUUGUUAGACUGUCUCCUAGUAUUUUGUAGAAUGUUUGCGAUUGCUCUAGAAAUGUAAACAAAUGCUGAUUAGCUUCUGGAUGGCAGGGCUUACGCGUCGGUAGACCCACCUAUAUAAGGGAUUGACAGAUACGGAGAGAAGGAGAUUCAGAUAGAUAUUAUUAACUUUACGAGCCAUGUAUUAUUCUUUGUGUAUUUGUGUGCUCAUAUGUGUUUAUUUCGCAUUUCAUCAUUAUUCAUUGGCACAUUAUUCUAACUGUGUUAACUGUGUACCGGUACAAGAUCUACCAUACUGUAAGUUGAAGAUUGUCAUUAUAUUUUCUUUUCUUUUGAAUUAUAUUAAGACUUAAUAAAUCUUAUUAAUUGUAACUGGCAACUGUUUUUGGUGUCGUAUCUUUAAUAUUGUUGACUCUGUGGUAUCGUCCUUUGUUAGGCACUGUUUACAACCAGCCAAUAAAAUUAAAAUAGGAAAUUAAUUUCUCAUAUUAGAAGCCAGUGUGUAACAAUUUUAAAAUUACAAUUUCACUAUCUGAGCUAAGUCUGUAAUUUUACAUUUCUUUAAGUUUUAACAUUAUUAUUAGGCCAUACAUGAUCAAGAACUUGAGGUAGAAAGUGCUAAGAUAGAAGUGACUACAGCCAGGGAUAACCUUGCCAAGGCCAGGCUGGCCCUGAGAGAGUCCACAGCAGCCCAAGGUUUGUGCCCUUUAAUUAGAUCUUGAUGGCAGAGUUACCUUAAUUAUAAUAUCAUGUCAUGCACUUACCAACAGAUACAAGGAUUCUCCUUUUUAUUACCACCUUGAACUUUUUUGAAAAAAAAACGGAUUACCUUUUUUUUUUGUUUUGUUUUGAGAGAGAACCAAACAUCUUUUGACACAGAGAUUACCAGCUGUUUCAUUUUAUAGGUGAAGAUGUGGAAGACACAUUACCUGGUCUCAAGAUUACGAUAAAGGAUAUGGAGGAUGUUUUAUUCCGAGAUGUUGGAAACAGACUUAAUGAUUCUGGAAAGUUAGUGAAUGCCAUCUUAUUAUUUACUUCAAAUAUUCAUCCAUAAUUUUCUACAUUUAUAAUUUUAUUGAGCAAAGCAAUGUGUAGAAAAAACAAGUGGAGCAAAUCAAGUAACCUGAUCAAAUAAAUAAAGCAACUCUGUUAUUUCCACCAGGUGGCCCCUACUUAUUGAUGUCAGUGGCCAGGCUUCCACUUUUCUGCGAUACAGAGACACAAACUGUAUUUGUGCUUUACGGCCAUCUGACAUGGAUGAUAAUAAUGUCCGGAGAUGUUUGCUUGGGGCCAUAAGGUUUAAUUAUAACUUUAUGUAUUUCAUAACAAAUCAUAUUAAACUGACAUAAAACAAUAUAAAACAGAAAGUGUACUGGCUUAUUUGUGACCUCAGCAUUUUGGCCAAGUAAUGAAAACAGAAAUGUAGUACAUAUGUUGAAUAUUCCCCAAGUAAUGUCAUACAACAAUUUUACUUGUGUAUUUGUGACUUACUUAAUGUCAGAAAUGUCCUGUCCAUUAAUCACUUACUGGUCUUCCAACUUUUUCUUUGUGACAAUUUACUCUAUCAACUGUAUAUAGUUUCAGAUGUGUUGUACAUGUAAACAUCCAUGAUAAGUUGCUAUGAGUUUUUGAUAAUGUUUUAAAAACUAUUUGUGACAAAAUAAUAAGUACCUGUAUUUACUUUAAUCAUUUAAAAAUAAUGAAGUAUAAUUGGAAGAAAAUAUAAUUAUUUUUAAAUAAUUAAAGUAAAUACUUAUUAUUUUGUCACAAAUAAGUAUAAUUAGAAGAAAAUAUAUAUGCACAUAUAUUUUAAAGUAUAAUUUCAACACCUCUAUAAGCCCGUUCCAGUUUUUGAGUGACAUAAUUAGAAUUAGCCUUACUUUGUGACUGUUUAAAUGCUCCCAUGAUAAUUAUGUAUUUAGGUAUGGCAAGCCAUUGGUCCUAGAUAUGAUGGAGGUGGACAUGUUUGACACAUGUGUUGAUCGUUUUGACAACAUCAUGAAAGGGUUGAUGAAAAGCAUCCUGGACAAAUCUAUUUUAAAAGAAGAAAAGUAA
This is a messenger RNA of Lymnaea stagnalis (great pond snail), 3500 nucleotides long. The record is from the annotation of a GenBank genome assembly. NCBI's taxonomy places the organism in Eukaryota, Metazoa, Mollusca, Gastropoda, Lymnaeidae.